AUGGGUGAGGUCAUGGCUACAGAGAAGGACUGGGAAAGGAGUUUAUGGCAAUCUUCUCCAAGAGAUACGGCUCGAAGAUCCGGAAUCCUUCCGACAGUACCACCGCCUGGACAGAGAAUCCUUCGAGAGGGUGUUGGAAACGGUGGCCCAUCGAUCCGCAAGGUUGAUACCUCAAUGCGAACGAGUAUCAGUCCCGGAGAGAGGCUUGCCAUCACGCUUAGAUUCCUAGCUACAGGUGAAACAUUUCGAAGUCUGGCAUUUCAGUUCCGGAUUGGGGAAAGAACAGUCUCAAAUAUUGUUGAUGAGACAUGCCAGGCAUUGUACAGCACAAUGAAGGAGCAGUACAUGAGGGUCCCGACAACAACAGAAGAAUGGAUGGAAAUUGCCAUGGAAUUCAACGAGAGGUGGAACUAUCCUUGUUGCAUCGGUGCAAUUGAUGGCAAACACAUUGCAAUCCAACAGCCAGAAAACAGUGGUUCAGAGUAUUUCAACUACAAACAUUUUUUCAGUGUUGUACUCUUAGCUCUUGUAAAUGCAAAUUACAAGUUCAUAUAUGUAGAUGUGGGGGCAGCUGGUCGUGCAGGAGAUGCUGGCAUAUUUGCUAACUCAGCGUUAAAGAAAGCCCUGAGUGAAAACUCUCUGAAUUUGCCACCAGCUGAAGAGAUAGAUGGAAUAUCACCAAGCAAAAUAAACUACCACAUAGUUGGUGAUGAUGCGUUCCCGCUGUCUCUAAAACUGAUGAAACCGUACCCACACAGAAAUCUGGACCAACCAAAACAAAUUUUUAACUAUCGGUUAUCCAGAGCUAGACGAGUAGUCGAGAAUGCAUUUGGCAUUCUCUCCAACAGGUUCAGGGUGUUUUUUGACAACAAUCAAUCUCAGGCCUGA
Molecule: messenger RNA, 888 nt
Organism: Melanotaenia boesemani (Boeseman's rainbowfish)
Lineage: Eukaryota; Metazoa; Chordata; Actinopteri; Atheriniformes; Melanotaeniidae
Exons: 3
Coding region: 1-888 (295 amino acids)
Source: RefSeq, a predicted model, not a curated record